AUGCAAGCACAAGCACAGAAUUUUUGGAAACGAUGGUCUUCUGAGUAUUUGCCCCAGUGUCAACGACGUGGCAAGUGGACCAAACUCACUCGCAACAUUAAAGUAGGAGACUUAGCAGUUCUGAAGAAUGACAACAGCCCACCACUGCUAUGGGACCUAGUUCGUGUUACUAAAGUUCAUCCGGGUCCUGAUGGAAUUGUACGAGCAGUCACGGUACGGAAUUCUUCGGGGUCUGAGUUCAAGCGUCCAGCAACCAAGUUGGCUGUUCUACCCACUGAGAACGAUAAAGUCGGAGAAGGGCAGAACGCGUCCUAA
This is a messenger RNA of Macrosiphum euphorbiae (potato aphid), 315 nucleotides long. Lineage: Eukaryota; Metazoa; Arthropoda; Insecta; Hemiptera; Aphididae. The record is from the annotation of a GenBank genome assembly.